AUCCUGGGAUAAAGAGAGAUCCUGGGUUAGAGAGAGGGGUAACCUAGGAUAGGGAGAAAGAGAUACUGCGAUAGAGGGAGAUCCUGGGAAAGAGAGAGAGAAAGGGAGGGAGAUCCUGGGGUAGUGUGAGAGGGAGACACCGAUCUAAAAGGGUUGAGACUGACCCUUGGCGGGGAUCAGGGGAACGUGGGGAGAAACGGGAGGAUCCCCAGUGGGUGGGUGGGAGAGAAACAGCCACACCCGGGAGAGAGACCUGACCUCAGGGAAGAGAGAUAGAUAGAGGGAGUGGUGGGGGCAGAACCUGACAUCCGAGAGUAGAGAUACAGAAGGAGAGACUGACUUGGAGAAGGGGAGAAAGAAAAACAGGCAGGGAGACCGACAGACCCAAAGGGGGAAAGAGGCUGAGGUCCCACAGGUGCAGAGAGAGAGACAUAGGCAUUAUUGUAAGUGAGAGAUUCUGAGGUAUAAUCUGUGUCCUGGAAUGAGUCAGUGAUGGACUGGUGAAUGGGCUGGCAGUGGAUCGAGAUAUUGGGACCGACAGGGAAAUAGGGCUGGGGUGAUUGCCAAGCGAGACCUGGGUGAAGGAGGGGGUUGGGUGGGUUGGGGACACCGAUGGGCAGAGCUAGCUGGGGCUUAGAGACGAGGAGGAGGAGGAGGAAAGGCUCGCUGCCCUUUUAAUCUCAGAAUCGCCGGCUCGCUGCUCUUACACGUGGAGGUUUCUGCAGCUUUGGACAGAAUGUGCGAGAACAGCAGAGAUUGUGGGAGCCCUGACAGCUCUUCUGUGAAUUCUCCACAACAGCGACGGACGAUGAGCAGCUCUCCGCCUCUGCAUUCUUCCGCCAUCGGUUCAGGAGUCUCGUCUUCUGUGAACUCAUCUGUCAGCAGUAUUGGCUCACAUUUCUCCGUCAUCAGCUCUUCCUUGGGUUCGCCUGCUCUCCCUUCAACCCCUUCCCUAGGCUAUGGUCCAGUUAGCAGCCCACUGAUCAACUCCACAGUGAACAUGUCGGGUUUGCAUGCAGUCAGCAGCUCCGAUGACGUCCACAUGUCGCUGGGGAUGAACCAAGCUCUCACCUACCCAGGCGGCUCUGCCACAUCGUCGUUGAGACGUGUGUGUGCCAUUUGCGGAGACAGGUCUUCAGGCAAACACUAUGGUGUGUACAGCUGCGAGGGCUGCAAGGGCUUCUUCAAGCGGACAGUGCGCAAGGACCUCACCUACACCUGCCGAGACAGCAAGGACUGUAUUAUCGACAAACGGCAGCGUAACCGGUGCCAGUACUGCCGCUACCAGAAGUGUCUGGCCUCGGGUAUGAAGCGUGAAGCCGUCCAGGAGGAGAGACAGAGGAGCCGAGAAAGGGGCGAAGAGGUGGAAUCCACCAGCGGGGCCAACGAUGAAAUGCCGGUGGAGAAAAUUCUGGAAGCCGAGGUGGCAGUGGAGCAGAAACUGGAGUUGCAGGCCGAUGGGGCGGGGAGUGAGGUGGCCUCGAUGGAUGCGAUUUCUCAAGCACUCGCUGACGCCGAGCCCCAGGCCACAGUUAUUCGCCGGGUGAUAACAGCCAAAAAACCCAACGACCCGGUGACAAACAUCUGCCAGGCGGCGGACAAGCAGCUCUUCACGCUGGUGGAGUGGGCAAAGCGGAUCCCGCAUUUCUCCGAGCUCCCACUGGACGAUCAGGUCAUCCUGCUGAGAGCAGGCUGGAAUGAGCUCCUGAUCGCCUCGUUCUCGCACCGGUCGAUAACGGUGAGGGAUGGGAUCCUGCUUGCCACCGGACUCCACGUGCACCGCAACAGUGCCCACAGCGCUGGCGUUGGAGCCAUCUUCGACAGGGUUCUGACCGAGUUGGUGUCCAAGAUGAGAGACAUGGAGAUGGACAAGACGGAGCUUGGUUGCCUUCGAGCGAUCAUCCUCUUCAAUCCUGAUGCGAAAGGGCUGUCGAACCCAGCAGAGGUGGAAAUUCUCCGAGAGAAGGUUUACGCCUCGCUCGAAUCUUACUGCAAACAGAAAUACCCGGACCAGCUAGGCAGGUUUGCGAAGCUCCUCCUCCGCCUGCCCGCCCUGCGCUCCAUCGGACUCAAGUGCCUGGAGCAUCUCUUCUUCUUCAAGCUGAUUGGAGACACUCCCAUCGACACCUUCCUCAUGGAAAUGCUGGAGGCGCCGCACCAGAUGUCCUGAGGGUGGGGGUAGU
Messenger RNA from Carcharodon carcharias (great white shark), 2183 nucleotides. Its product is annotated as retinoic acid receptor RXR-beta-A-like. Gene Ontology annotation, molecular function: zinc ion binding; nuclear receptor activity; nuclear steroid receptor activity. Gene Ontology annotation, cellular component: nucleus; RNA polymerase II transcription regulator complex. The transcript is spliced from 11 exons. Lineage: Eukaryota; Metazoa; Chordata; Chondrichthyes; Lamniformes; Lamnidae. The record is from RefSeq and is a predicted model, not a curated record. Gene Ontology annotation, biological process: retinoic acid receptor signaling pathway; cell differentiation; positive regulation of transcription by RNA polymerase II. Bases 737 to 2170 code for a protein of 477 amino acids.